AGUGUUUUGUAUUUCACGUGUUACUAGCAUCUUAUUUCGAGAUUGUAUGGUGAAUUUCCCAAUGAUAUCUAAUGGCUAAAUAUAUAAAAUGUGCAAAAAGUUUUAACGUAGUGUACGCUGUUUGACUGAGUUGUUUAAAACUUUUUAUAAGAUUGGAAAACAAGAAGCAAUGGUGAAGAAUACAUCUUUCUGGAAGCCACUACUGGCCGUUGCAACGUUGAUGUCAAUUUCCGCUGUUGAGUGCUUCAACUUCGAAACCCGUCUUCCUAUCGUCAAGUACGGAGCAACCAACACUUAUUUUGGAUAUUCAGUUGCUUCUCAUACCGAAAAGUUGAGUAAUGGAGACAAGAAAAGCUGGAUCUUAAUUGGAGCUCCUCUCGGUCAGAAUUUACAACCAGCUACCAACCGGUCAGGUGCUCUCUUCAAAUGCCCAAUUACCCAACUUAGUAAUGACUGUGAGCAGGUGAAGACAGAUGGUAGAAGAAAGCCUUCUGGUAUUUAUGAAAGUGACGAUGAGGAAGAUGACGAAUUGGCACCUCCAGGAUACGAUGAGCUUAAAAGUAAUCAGUGGCUUGGCGUGACAGUGAAGUCAGGUGGAAAGGAGAACAAGAUCUUUGUUUGUGCGCAUCGUUAUAUGAAGAUUCACGAACGAGGAAAGACAACAGAAAACGGUUUACAUUUAGGUCAAGGCUUAUGUUACGUCCUGAACAAUGAUUUCUCAUUUGGAUUUGAAAUGGAAGUUUGUCUUGGACGAUCCACCGAGAGGGAGCACGAACAAUAUGCAUUCUGUCAAGCAGGAACAUCAGGCAUGAUUCUAGAUGAUGGUACAGCAAUCAUCGGAACACCUGGAGUAAUGAUAUGGAAAGGAACAGUUUUUGCUGUUGAAGUAGAUGGUGAAUUCUUGUCAAGAGAUAAAACACAGUACUAUGGACCGCAUGACAAUGCAGAUUCCCCUGUUCCGAAUUACAGUUAUUUGGGUAUGGCUGUAACGGGUGGACGAUACUUCGGAGAUUUUAUGUCUUUUGCUGGUGGAGCUCCACGAUCGAGAGGAAAUGGACAAGUCAUUAUAUUCUCGAAUAGAAAUAAACGAAAUCCUAUUUUCAAAGAAAGAGAACUGAGAGGUGAACAGUUUGGCUCAAGUUUUGGUUAUGAACUAGCAACAGCUGAUGUGAAUGGUGAUCACGCCCCUGAUCUACUUGUUGCAGCACCAUUUUACUUCUCUAAAUCUGAAGGUGGGGCUGUUUAUGUGUACCAGAAUGUAAAUAACAAUUUCACCGAAAAUUAUACAACUAAGCUAACGGGUAAGCUAGAGUCCCGGUUCGGUUUAGCAAUCGCAAAUUUGGGUGAUAUAAAUAAAGACGGCUGUGAAGAUGUUGCCAUUGGCGCACCUUUUGAAGGUAACGGAGUCGUUUACAUCUAUCUUGGGACUUCAAAUGGGCUCUCCAAGAAACCAUCACAGAUUAUAACAUCAAGCUCUCUGGGAUUGAACGUACCCACAUUAAAAACGUUCGGAGGUUCCUUAUCUGGCGGUAUUGAUCUUGACAAUAAUACUUAUCCCGAUCUGGUAAUUGGGGCGUAUGACUCAGCCGCAGUUACGACUUUGUUGGCGCGGCCCAUAACAAAUAUAAAAACAUCUGUAAUCAGUGAGGAGCUACAAAACAUUGAUCCUACCAAGAACGGAUGCCUUGCGGACCCAACAGCUAAUGCAACAUGCUUUUCAUUCAGAGCGUGCUGUUCUAUUGAACCAUAUGAAGAAUCUGGACAUACUAGCAGUCAAUCACAGCAGUUGAAACUUAUCUACACAAUAGAAGCUGAAACUUACAAUCAUUUGAAAAAGUUUUCGCGGGUUUAUUUUGGUCCGGAUACUAAGCAACGCUCAAAUAUCCUCAAGAAACAAAUUAGUGUAGUUACGGAUGGACGUCAAGAAUGUAGGGAAGAAAUAGUUUAUAUAAAAGAUAACACUAGGGAUAUUCAAAAUCCGAUUCGCUUUCGGUUAAAUUACACAAUAUUGGACAAUACACUUCCUACCUCAGCGUUGGAUAUGCUAGAUCCCAUUUUAGACCAAACUCAAGCUGAUAGAACGUUUGAGGCAACUUUUCAGAAGGACUGUGGAAACGAUGGUAUUUGUCAGUCUAAGAUUGAUUUGACCACCAAGUUAUCGUUGGAAAAGCAAGGAGAUAGCUCUUAUUUAUUGGUUCUCGGACGUGACCGAGGUGUUCAGCUCAAUGUUAGUGUUUCAAAUCUUGCUGAUUCGGCAUAUGAAACUCACUUGUACGUGAAGCAUGAUCCUAGCAUUUCGUAUAGUGGGACGAAGAGUCUCUACACUUGUACCCAGUAUAAUGCGACGAUCGUAGAUUGCUCUCUUGGUAAUCCUAUGCGACGAAACGCGGAAGCAAAGCUUUCAUUGCGCUUUGACCCUCAGCGAGUGGAUGACCUAAUAUCGACAUUAUCUUUCCAAGUGUUUGUCAACACUACAUCAACUAUGAUUCAGGGAGCCAAGCAUAGUUCAACUCUUUCAGUGAAAGUUAUCAAACGAGCAAAAAUCAGUAUAUCAGGGGCUGCUCAUCCCGAGCAAACAUUCUACGGAGGAGACGUUAAAGGUGAAAGUGCAAUGGAAACAGUGGAUGACAUUGGCACGGCAGUGCAGCACAUUUAUUUGAUCUACAAUGACGGACCAUGGCGCGCACCAAAAGUUCAGGUUACCGUUCAAUGGCCGCACCAAGUUGCCAACGACAAACCUCAAGGAAAAUGGCUACUCUACCUUUCAGACACUCCCUCAGUUGAUGCUACCAACGGAGGUGAUUGUGUAAUUGAGCCCCAUUCUGCCAUCAAUCCUCUUAGACUUAAGAAAACAUCAGUUCUGAACGAGUUAAUGCAAAUUGAUCGAUACACUCAACGCGCACACAACAAAUCUCUAACAUUCGCUACAGAAAAAUCGGAAAGAUUAUCACAUAGUAAGCAAACCACGUUUUCAUCAUCGGAUAACACCUUAAAUCGAAUUCGACGAGAUCGGUCCAUGGUCAUCCGAGCAGAACGGUUAACGGACAAAGAUGGGAAACAAACCGAUAUCGUUCACAUGGACUGCAAGCGGAACACUGCCAAAUGCAUAUCGAUUGUGUGUAAUAUAUACAAUGUGCAACCAAAAGCUCAAGUACUUAUCAAUGUAACUGCUAGACUCUGGAAUUCUACUCUUGUCUCAGAUUAUCCAAAAGUAGACCUUGUGAAAAUUGCCUCAAUAGCUCGCAUUAAAGUAUUCGAAGUGCAGCAGGAUCAUCCAAUAGAUACGGUUAUGGUUGAAACCUUGGCCUAUCCCGAGCUACAUGAUCAGACUGGAGAGGGGCCUGUUCCAAUAUGGAUCAUAAUUCUCGCGAUUUUAAGUGGUUUACUGGCGCUAGCUUUGUUAAUCUAUAUUUUGAAAAGAUGUGGCUUUUUCAAGCGACGAAGACCAGAUCCGACUUUGAGUGGCAAUCUGGAGAAGAAUAGCGAAAGUAAACCAUUCAUUUCAUAAUGAAAAUUAAAACAGGUGACGAUCAUUGAGAACUCCAAGAGUGAGGAUAAUACUAUUUAGAUAAAAACCAGCAAAAAUUGAGCAAAGUAUACUUAAAAAGUGAUAUGCACUAUUGAUAAAUAUUGUAAACUCCUGACCAUCCAUUAGUUUAUAGUAGUUUUACUUUGGCACUGCCGGGUCCGCAAAAAACAUUUGAUCACCAAGCACUUUUUAGAAUGAUCAGAAAGGGUUACUGAGACAUUUUAGAAGCAUAUUCAUUUAUUUAUACAUACUGCCAGAAGAGCAAUCGAACCAAUUAAAGCAGUGAAAACAUCGAAUAUUAAGCUACUAAGAAUCUUAAGACUGAAAAUAGUUGCAUAUAUCAUGGUAAUUUAGUGAAUAGUUUCCUGAAAUUGUUUUCACUUACUUCACUUAAAAUAGCAUUCUGAAUGUCAGUUUAGUGAACUCUGUUGCGAUUUUGCAAUCAACCAAUAUGGCUGAUUAUGAGGUCACAUGAGAAGUAAAAAUGUUUAGAUAGUUACUAAGCAGCCAACAAUUUGAUUGGUGAGUUAUCUAAAAUAUUAUUGUGGUCACUAUUCAAUGCGUUGAGUAGCGUGAAAUGACAUUACUCAAAUCUCGACAAGUAACUUUACUCAUCAGACGCUAAAUUUGUCAUAUUUUGUUAUGUGACACGCAUAUUUAGAUACACUAGAGAAUAUCACACUAAUAGAAUUGGCAUACCGAGAGAUGAGAUUAGUUCACCAUUACUUGACAAAUAGAAAAGUGGCCUGAGUCAAACACAUCUCGAAAGCAAUCAUUAAUCAUUUUCUCCUUUGCACUAUAUAUGGGUAUCAACCCUUUACGUUAUUUAAUUGUGUUCCGUAAAAGUUAAUGUUCUAAGUAUCUAGAAAAAUUUCUAAAUAUUUUUAACCGGGGUUCAAUAGGCGGAUACAAUUUUAAUUCUAAAUAUUCUUCAUAUACUUAAGGCUGUUAUGCGGGGAAUACGUACCGCACUUCAGAAAUUCGCGUAAAAUCAAAUAGCAUAACUUCGGAAAUUUUAUGAAAAUAAACCGCAUAACUUCGGUAAUCCGCAUAAAAAGACUUCACUUUAUUUAUUGCAGUCCGAUGAUUAAUUUCUUGUAAUAAUACAUGGGAGUUCUACACAAUUUUACAAAUGCAAAAACAGUAAUGUGUACAUACGUUCCUUAUAUAAAUAAAAAGAUAGGUGAUUAGAAACAUAGUUGUAUUUACACAAU
This is a messenger RNA of Malaya genurostris, 4743 nucleotides long. RefSeq names its product integrin alpha-PS1 (gene mew). The transcript has 14 exons. Gene Ontology annotation, biological process: integrin-mediated signaling pathway; cell-cell adhesion; cell adhesion mediated by integrin. The coding region runs from base 170 to 3508 and encodes 1112 amino acids. Gene Ontology annotation, molecular function: integrin binding. The record is from RefSeq and is a predicted model, not a curated record. Gene Ontology annotation, cellular component: integrin complex; external side of plasma membrane. Lineage: Eukaryota; Metazoa; Arthropoda; Insecta; Diptera; Culicidae.